GUACAUUACAUUUUGGUAGACUGCACUCUGUGUAAACCACAACAUCAUGUCAAAAAGGACAUGCUCACUGGCGUGUGUGUGUGCGUGUGUGCGUGUGCGUGUGUGCGUGUGUGUAGGAGGUGGACCAGAGUGCCACCUGUUCUUGAUCACAUGACCCUGCAGUAACACUGUGAGUCACUCAGGAACAGGCGACACAUGCCAAACACAGACACACACAUGCACACACACACACAUACACACACACAUACACACUCCCAGAUGGCCACAGCAACGGCCAAGGCAGGGCCUCAUGUUUGGCCUGACACACACUUUGGCUUUAUGAACCACUAAAAUGUCGACUGUGUAUUGAACCCCAAACGACAAUGUUGAUUGUGUUACCAUUCCAUCAUAGAAUGGCAUGCCAACCAUGUUGUAACCACUUGACCCCAAGCCCAGACUGACCAUGUUGUCAACCAUGUUGUGUGUUCAGGAGGUGCAGGCAGAGGGAGAGAGAGCGCCUGAGGUGUCGUAAUAUGGUGGUCAACUGACCCUCCAACCUCCCUGCCGCUGACCAGACUGAAGACGUGGCAUAUACAGUCUCCAUGUUCCUAGUAAACGUGGGAGAGGGUGAGCGAGAGAGAGAGAGGGAGACGCUGCUACAGUCACACUGAAACUGCUAGUCCCUGUCUGUCUCCCGACUCUGACUGACAGGGCUGAAGAAAUCCCAGAGAUGAUUGGCUGUAGAAGCUGAGACUCGACGAGACAGGCGAUCUUGAACUCGGUGCUAUUCUGAAAGGCUUUUUAUAGGGGGAGAGGAAGAGGGAUAGACCCACUCACUACACACGCUAGUAGAGCUCAUUUUGGAAGCAACACUGACUGUUCAGCUGGCUGUAUUGUAUUUGUGUUGUUGACGUGUCGAGGGUCUUCCUCGGUGUUGGCGCGUGGCCUUCUCUGUGCUGCGGUGGAGGGCUUCACAGACGCAGCUAGUGUGGCUGGAUGCAUCACGCAGUAGAGCAGUUUGGCGGGCGUGGCACACGGGACUCCUUCCCUCUGGACGGACUCAGCCGGGGAACAUGGGCUCCCGUGGGCGGCCACGUCACCUGGGCGCCACCUGCCAGGUGUCCGCCAGGUGUCAAUCAACACCAGCUCCUACCCCAUCUACCGCCCAGUCACAUGGGUGGACUGAACCAUCCCAGUAAAUUCUUCAAUAAUGGGCCCAUGCAGGUGCGUGGCAGUGAGAAGCAGGAGCUGGCCCAGGCCAUGUUACCUGGCCUCCAGAGAACGGACCAGCAACACCUCCCUCCUCCCCCUCACAGGGCAUGGGAACAGCCGGGUCAGCUGUACGAGUCGCCCCUCCUUCCUCAUCCAUCCGUACCCCUGCCCAGCGACCACGCGACCCGUCUGCAUGGCGGGUAUAGCCCCGGGCCUCCCGCCAGCCUGCCCCCAAGGCCCAAUCAGCUACUGAAGUAUGUGGACCCUCAGGAGCAGCAUCUUCUCAGGGGUCCGACAUCGCUGGGUGAUGACAUGUGGGCUCAGGUGCAGCAGAGGGGUUACCCAGGGAAGAUGUUGGGAGGGCAGCUGAAGAGACUGGCCCCCCCUCUCGGAGAGUACUCGGUUAUCCGGCACACCCCGCACCCCUCUCGCCCCAAUGAGGACUGCCCCAGUCCCAGCAAGAGGAAGAGGAGCUCUGAGCAGGUUCCACACCCAGGCAUACAGAGGUUCUCUGGCCCAGGAGGGCACCCCCUGCCCCCACAGCAGCAGCCCCCGUCCCACUACCCCCCUCCUCCACCCAAACCUGCUUUCUGGAACCCCAUGCACAAGGCGAGUGGCGCCCCCCGGGCCCAGCCCGAACGCAAGAACGGUUCCCCUGAGUUCCAGGUCCGUGCCGAGUCAGUCAAGUCCUGCAUGGGCGGCUACACCUACAAACCUCCCGCCCCCUCGCCCAUCUCCCCACCCCUCACCUCCUCCCCGGGAGGCUACCCUCAGAGGCACAGCGGGCCCCACCCACCCCACAAGCCCUCAUUCUCACCUCAGGCCCUCAAUCAACCCCCCCACAACAACCCCCACAGCUCUCACCCGCAGUACCCUAAACAACCAGCCCCGCCCCGCAUGGGGAUGGAGCCCAGGGGAGGUCCUCCUACCCCCCAGAGAGGCCCUACCACUGGGGGUAGGGGAGUCAACAACCAUCCGCCUCCUCACCACCACCAACCUCCAGCAAGGGGGGACAGGGACAGUAGGGAGCCCCCCCAACCCUCACCAGCAAACCACACCGGCGUGCCUUACAGCCACAACCCCCACUUCCAGCCCCACCCCGGGCUGGGCCACACUGCCCCCCACCCCCCUGCUAGCAGCACAGCAGUACCUCAGCAGCACAACCCCAGUCCCUCCCACCAUGAGGCCUGGAGGCCCCAGGGACAGGGGCAGGGCAGGCCACAAAACAACCACCCCCUGGAGUCGGGUCACUACAGGGCAGGGCUGGUACCUCAGGGGCAGCAGAACCAGGCUGGGGAGACCCGGGGUCCCGCGUCCCUCCAACACCAUCAGCACCCCCACAUCAGCUCCCCUCAGGUUCCAACCAGAACCCCCGUCAUCAUCUCCACCCCCCAGGCCCUCUGCUCACAGUCCCAAAACAACCGCUACAACAACAGUAGUAGUAUUACUGGACCUGCACUCUCCACUGUGAUCACAGCACCACCUGCUGUGUGUUCUACUAACAGCACCUGUAGGAGAGGCAGGGAGACGAUGUCACUGCCCCACCAGUCCUCAGCUGCGUCUCAGCUGGAGAGAGACCCAGAGAGGAGCCCCAUCCACCCCAUGCUGCACCCAGGGUAUCAGGGAGCCCACGCGGGCACUGCCAACCACCCACACCGGGCGCCACCCAGGCCCCAGCAGCAGCAGUUCCCUAGCCAGCACCACCAACAGUCUGUCCAGGGGAAGUCUUACUAUGGACGGUCUGAUCCGGAUGGCACUCCGGCCUCCUCUUCAUCCUCCUCCUCUUCGUCAUUCUCAGGACACCAGAGGGCAGGGGAGAGCGUCAUCACCAGCAGGGGGUCUCACCCCAGCCCCCUCACCCAGACUGAGGUCACUAGCUCACCCCUGCACCGCCCCAUGCCACAACCCCACACUGUCAGCUCUGCCCCCCAGCCAGCCUCCAGCCCCUCCUACUCCAGACUCUGUGCCCAGCCUGCCCCCCAGGCUACCACCACCUCCUCAGCCAAGGGGUAUCUAAAUUCUCGACCCCAGCCACCUCCACCCUCAGCCCCCCAGUCCAUGGAGGAGGCUCUGGAUAAACUGGAUGCUGAGCUCCAGGGUCAUAUGCAGGCCGAGGAGAGGAGGGAGCAGGAAGAGCGGAAGAGGAGGGAGAGGGAGCAGGAAGAGAGGAAGAGGGAGUGGGAGAGAGAGCAGGAAGAGCGGAAGAGGAGGGAGAGGGAGCAGGAAGAGAGGAAGAGGAGGGAGUGGGAGAGAGAGCAGGAAGAGCGGAAGAGGAGAGAGAUGGAGAGAGUGGAAGAGGAGAAGAAAAGAAGGGAAUGGGAAAAAGAGCAAGAGGAAAGGAAGAGGAGGGAUUCGGUGAGGGAACGAGAGGAAGAGGAGAGGAAGAGGAGGACUGAGUUGAUGAAAGAGGAGGAGAGGAGGAAGGUGGAGGAGGAGAUGAGCCGGAGUAAUAAAAGAAGAGAGGAGUCUGCCAUCGAGAGUCUGGAGAGACUCCUGUCCGGCAACUCCUCUGCUCCUCCACCUCCUCGCCUGUCCACCGUCUCCUCCUUUGUCCCACCCACCCCCAGACAGUCAUCCUCCUCGCCCCCCUACCCCUGGCUGAGCCGGGGCGGGGCUCCCCCUUGUCCCCCAGGCCAGGCACCACCACCUCCCGCCCCCCUGGAGAUGUCACGGCCGCCCCCUCUCACCCCCCAGACGGAGUACGCCAGGGAGAAGCAGAGGCAGAGAGAGAUGUGGGGUGAAACCCCCCCCUCGUUAUUACACACUAGUAACGUCACCUCAGGGAACAACGCCCUGACCUCAUCGGGGCCCUUUUACCCCAACCACCCCUCAAAUAAGACCUUGACACAAGGUGCCUCCCCCCGCCCAUCCAAAGACACCCCCCAUCCCAAGGAGAACGAUAGUCAGCAGACCCGAGGGGGAGCGAUGGGCGCUGUGGAUCCCCUCCACACCUCCAGCACGGUCACCCUCCGAGAGCCCCCCAAACUCUUCCAGGCAUUCCCCAGGGAUAGCCUUUCGUCUAGGCCCAGCACCUCCAGGAUCAGCAGCAGCACGUCCAGCACAGGGGGCCUCCCCAACAAGCGCAUGCCCAGCGGAGGCCUAGGCAGCCUGGGUUGCAGCACUAGCAGCAGUAACAGCGGCGACUCCGACAGCGCCCAGUUUGAGGAGGAACCCUUGGAGCUCUCAACGUUACUCCCGGACGGUCUGGCCAACAUCAUGGCCAUGCUGGAUGAGUCCAUCAAGAAAGAGGAGGAAUCUCUGUACUGCAGCGACCGGAACGGUGCUAGGGAGACCAUCAUAAAUGCCUUCUCUGCUAUGCCGCCGGCCAAGAGCUAUCUGUGCGCCCCGGACCUCAUCCCAGCGCCCAAUCAGCAACCGCAGGACGACUUUGUUGGGACGAACGUCCACGCCAGCCCCCCUGUACUGAGCCGACAGGGUUCCCUGGCCUCCCCCUGCAGCCGGACCUCCUCCAUCAACGAGGAAGACGAGGAGGGUUGUCUCGCCCUGAAACCCGCUUUGGAGCUCCACGAGCCAGCCGUCCCCCUCAACUCCGACCCCCAGUCAGGGACUAACUACAGCCACAGCGAUCUGGCUAAACUCUACGGUCUCCCGGAGCCUGUGAAGAGCGAGGGUGAUGACGAGGAUGAGGAAGAUGAGUCGGAGACCCCGUCCAGUUCCCCUCCCCCGCCCCAGAGGCCCCACCUCCACCAGACGGGGGUGAGCAGCACCUUCAAGUCUCAGGCCGCCCUGGAGAGCCAGAAGUAUGCCUACCGAGGAGGUCCGUUUGGCCGCCCGCCCCCCUCUGCUCUGGGGGGACUGAAGUACUCCUCCUCCCUCUCUCUGGGUCCCGACAUCCAACAGCAGCAGAAUAGCACCUCCCCCACCUCGGAUUCCACCAAUCACCCAGGCUUCACGCCGUCUACGGCACCUCCCCUAAAGACCCGCCCACACUCCCCCUCCAGCUGGGAGGCAAAGAGACAGGUCAAUAUCAAGAUGGAGGAGCCUGAUAUCUGGAGAGAUGGGAGAGAGGCCAUGGAGAAGAGGCUCCAUUCCACGAGGGUGGAGCCCAAGUGUUAUACCUCUACACAACCAAUCAAGAUGGAGCCCAAGGAAGAGGCCACGCUUACAACCAUCUCCGAGUCUUCUCUGGCCGAGCUGGGCCGAAGCUGUGAGGUUCUCCUGACCCGACACUCCAGCUCCCUCCCCAGAAAGAACCCCUCCGACAGGACCAAGACUGAGCUCAAACAUGAGGCCAGGCACCACAAGCCCGAGAGAGAGCGGGAACGACACCGAGAGAAGGAGAGGAAACCCGGCCGGAGCAAUAAGCACGGGGAGAGGAAAGAGGGGAAGAAAAAGCCGAGAGAGAAACGAGACGAGAUGUCCUCCUCCUCCUCUUCGUCCUCUCACUCCUCCUCCUCCAGUUCCAGUUCGAAGCGGCACAGGCACAAGGAGAAGAAGGACCACCGGCGGAUCCUCGGGAACCUGGACCUUCAGCGUAAGGAGAUCCGGGAGAAGGACCGCGACCGCGUUCGCGCCGACAUGAGGAGGAAGGAGGCUGGGUCCACCAGCGAAGGUGAAACCUCCGAAUGGGCGUCCCGUAGUAGAAGUGAAAGAAGUUCAGGAGUCCUGUCUGCUUCUCCGGACAGAGGGGCUGGAUCAACGCUGCAGGGUUCAGCUGCUGACUUCAUGAAGCUGAAGGCCCUGUCGGACGGGCCGCCCAAGGAGCUGAAGAUCAGGCUGAUCAAGGUGGAGAGUGGCGACCGAGAGACGUUCAUCGCCUCUGAGGUGGAGGAGAAGCGGACACCCCUGGAGGAGAUCAGCAUCGAGAACACCGCCGCAGAGGUCAUCAGGGCCUGCAAGGGUGCGAGGGUGAAGGGGAAGUUCAGAGAGUCCUACCUGCUCCCUGCGUUCUCUGUCAAGCCGCUAUUUACUACAGAGCCCCUCCCACGGGAUAAACUCAACCCCCCCACGCCCAGCAUCUAUUUGGAGAGUAAGAGAGAUGCCCUCCCUGUACUACUGCAGUUCUGUACAGACCCCAAGAACCCUGUUACUGUCAUCAGAGGACUGGCCGGGUCCCUACGACUCAACCUGGGUCUGUUCUCCACGAAGUCUCUGGUAGAUGCUAACUCUGAGCAUGCUGUGGAGGUGAGGACCCAGGUACAGCAGCCUGCUGAUGAGAACUGGGACCCCAGCGGCACGGGGCAGACCUGGCCCUGCGAGAGCAGCCGCUCACACACCACCAUUGCCAAGUACGCCCAGUACCAGGCUUCAUCCUUCCAGGAGAGUCUGCAGGAGGAGAAGGGUAGUGAUGAAGAGGCUGAGGAAGAUGAGGAAGACAAGGAGAAGACGAGUAAGGAGACCAGCCCUGAGACACCUAGCAAAGAACCCACAAGUAAAGAUGCUACAAGUACUGAACAGAAACCAGUGGGGAAGAUAAUCAAGUUUGGCACCAACAUUGACCUGUCAGACCCCAAGAGGUGGAAGGCCCAGCUGCAGGAGCUCCAGAAGCUUCCGGCCUUCAUGCGCGUGGCGUCCAGCGGCAACAUGCUGAGCCACGUCGGACACACCAUCCUGGGCAUGAACACUGUCCAGCUCUACAUGAAGGUCCCCGGGAGCCGCACGCCUGGCCACCAGGAGAACAACAACUUCUGCUCUGUCAACGUCAACAUUGGGCCUGGAGACUGCGAGUGGUUCUCCGUGCACGAAAACUACUGGCCGGCCAUCGACGACUUCUGUGAAAAGCACGGAGUAGACUACCUGACUGGUUCCUGGUGGCCUGUUCUGGAGGACCUGUACCGAUCCAACAUCCCCGUGUACCGCUUCAUUCAGAGGCCCGGGGACCUGGUGUGGAUCAACGCAGGGACCGUCCACUGGGUCCAGGCUGUGGGCUGGUGCAACAACAUCGCCUGGAACGUGGGCCCACUCAACUCCUACCAGUACCAGCUGGCCCUGGAGAGGUUUGAGUGGAACGAGGUCAAGAAGGUCAAGUCCAUUGUCCCCAUGAUCCACGUGUCCUGGAACGUGGCCCGCACCGUCAAGGUCACCGACCCCGACACAUACAAGAUGAUCAAGCACUGCCUCCUGCAGUCCAUCAAGCACAUCCAGGUUCUGCGAGACCAGCUGGUAGCAGCAGGGAAGAAGAUCUCCUACCAGAGCCGAGUGAAGGACGAACCAGCUUACUACUGCAACGAGUGUGAUGUGGAGGUGUUUGACCUGCUGUUCGUGACGUCUGAGAGUGGCAGCAGGAAGACCUACGUGGUCCACUGUGAGGACUGUGCCCGCCAGAGAAACCCCAGCCUCUCCAACAACGUAGUGGUUUUGGAGCAGUACCGCAUGGAGGAGCUAAUGAGUACCUACGACGCAUUCAGCCUGACUGCAGGCCCGAGUACACGGUGAUAAAGCUCCUCCCUCUCCACGUCUCACAGCCAUAACCAAAACUCCUGCCAGACAGGACUUAACAUCUUUAAAAAAAAACUUCUUUUUUUUUCCCCCCCUUCGUUAUUUAAGAUGUUUUUACUACUGCUAAUACUUGCCGAUCAAACAGCCAAUCGAAAACCAGUUUACUACUCAUCACUGUUUACAAAACCGAACCGCCAAUCAAAUGCCAGUUUACCCUUGUUGUAGACUGUUCAUGAGCAGCGUUCUGGUUUCCGGAGGACUUGAAAAAAAUGGAAAGGCAGUUGGUGCUAGUUGCCAUUGUGAACAAGCAACAAAGGGUUGACAGUUAUCAAUGGCAUGAAUUUUAGUAUUUCCAUAUCUUUUUUUUUUUUAAUCAUGAAUUCUGAAAUUUGUAAAUGCUGUGUAUUUUAUGUGGGGUGCUGUUUGUUUGUUUUUCUAAAAUAACGUAUUUUCUUUUGAGACUAGAUCAGCCCUAGAUAUAUACCACAUUGGCCUUGUGACUUGUAUUUAGAAGAUAAAUAAGAUGCAUUUUUUGUCUAAAAGCAUUAAGAAUAAGGAGACACAAUAAAAAUACAAUUGUUUGAAAUGCUUAGAAACAUACGGGUUUUAAAGUCUUUUUUUUAGAUUUUCUGUUUAGUCUUUCUUACUCUUGUAUGUGUUGUGUUUUUACAAAUGUAUAAUGUUUAUUUCCACGGGAACGCGAAAGAGUCAAUUGUCACAACUCUUUAGGAGUACAUCAGGUCUUUUUGUUUUAAUGAAUUGCUUCCAUUUUUGCAUCGUUUUGUACCUCUGAUUUUGUUAGUUUUUUGCUUAAUAUACAGAUUUAUAAUUUUUCUUCUGGAUUUUACAUUGUACAUUUCUUUUUUUAAUUUAAAAUGUUUCUUAUAUUUAUAGGAUGUCAAUGUUCUCCCCUUACUUUUAUUAGGGUUUGAAAGUCCUCUGUAACAACUGAAAGGGUGUGUUAUGGGAGGACAAGGUUCUCUGGUGCUUCUUCUGGUUCUAUAUAUAUAUAUGAUAUUUCUAAUGAAUAUAACUUACACUUUCCCUGUAGUUGGUAGGAUCCACUGCCGAGGUUGAGUUGACGAAUGGAGACGGUCUUUUUAAUGCGUGGGGGGGAAAUUGUCAUAGUUUUUCAUUCUUUUUAGGGGGCUUUUAUUUUGUAUUUUUUUAUAUAUAUAUAUUAUUGUAAUCUGUUGGAAUAUUGACUUAUGGGAUAGAAAGGUGCUACAGUUUUCGGAUAAACUAUUUUUGUUUUUCCUUCAAGAUAAAUUCUAUUUUUCCUGUUGCAAUAUACCUUCCCUUUCCUUCUCUUUGUGGUCAUUUAUUUAAAAUGCACUCUUUAGAACACACACACACACCAAACUGAGCCAGACAUUUCUUAAACACUUUGUGAAUUUGUGUGACAUUUUACUAUGACUUAUUAAUAAAUAAACGCUUUUGAUGAAGCCAAAAAUGUG
Oncorhynchus keta (chum salmon) is the source of this 9047-nucleotide messenger RNA. RefSeq names its product lysine (K)-specific demethylase 6B, a (gene kdm6ba). Gene Ontology annotation, molecular function: RNA polymerase II cis-regulatory region sequence-specific DNA binding; histone H3K27me2/H3K27me3 demethylase activity; chromatin DNA binding. Gene Ontology annotation, biological process: heart development; regulation of gene expression. The record is from RefSeq and is a predicted model, not a curated record. NCBI's taxonomy places the organism in Eukaryota, Metazoa, Chordata, Actinopteri, Salmoniformes, Salmonidae. Gene Ontology annotation, cellular component: MLL3/4 complex.